UCUUUUACAGAUGUGUAGUGCAUUAAUUUGAGUGAGCUAUAUAGAUCGUUGAUCUUGGGAGAAAUAUGCCGGCGUUUUUGAAAUACAUUGAAGUAGACAACUUCAAAUCCUACAAAGGAGUGAAGCGUAUUGGUCCACUUCGUCCGUUCACCGCCGUCAUCGGACCAAAUGGGUCGGGUAAAUCGAAUUUCAUGGAUGCCGUCAGUUUUGUCAUGGGCGAGAAGACAUCCAGUCUUCGAGUGAAGCGUCUCGGGGAUUUGAUCCACGGUGCAUCGAUCGGCCAACCAGUUUCUCGAUCUGCCUCUGUGACUGCCAUUUUUGACAUGGAUGACGGUACGGAGAAAUCGUUUACCCGAUCGGUUUACGGUUCAACAUCCGACUACAAAAUCAACAACGAGAGCGUGUCGAACCAGGAGUAUCUGUCACAGCUCGAAUCAAUCGGAAUCAACGUCAAGGCGAAAAACUUCCUUGUAUUUCAAGGUGCUGUCGAGUCAAUUGCCAUGAAAAACCCAAAGGAACGAACAGCUCUUUUUGAAGAAAUCUCGGGUUCCGGCGCCUUGAAAGAAGAGUACGAUCGACUCAAAGCGGAAAUGUUGAAAGCCGAAGAAGAAACCCAGUUUUCAUAUCAAAAGAAGAAGGGCAUCGCAGCAGAACGCAAAGAAGCAAAGAUGGAGAAGGAAGAGGCGGAGCGUUAUCAGCGCCUCCGCGAAGAACACGCUCAAAAACAAACUGAAUUCCAGCUCUUCCGCCUUUACUAUAAUGAACGCGAAACGGAACAAUACGGUGAAGACUUGAAAAAGAAGCAAACUGACCUUGAAAAGUCCGAGCGCAAACGUCAGGAUGCUGAGGACGAAGUCAAAGACAAGAAAAAGGAACAGGGCAAGCGCCAACGUGAGCUCGCCGCCAUGGAGCAAGACAUCCGAGAGAAGGAGGCUGAAAUCAGCCGCCGCAAACCGACAUUCAUUAAAGCCAAAGAACGCGUGAAGCACUUGGAAAAGAAAUUGGAAUCUGCCAAAAAAUCCCUUAGCCAAGCAAAGAAAGCUCACUCGGCUCACAUGGACGACAUUAACGAACUCGAGCGAGAGUUGAAAGAAGUCGACGAUAAGCGAAACGACUACGAAAGUUUGAUUGCCGGUGAAAGUCAGAGCAAAGGUCGCGACGUGCAUCUGGAAGACGCUCAAGUUAAAGAAUAUAAUCGUCUCAAAGAAGAAGCUUCUAUUCAAAGCGGCCGAUACAUGCAAGAACUCGACUCUGUCAACCGAGAGCAGAAAUCGGAUCAAGACCGGCUUGACAACGAACUUCGCAAAAAGAAUGACUUGGAGACAAAAUUGAAGCAAAAGGGACACGAACUCGAGGAGGCCGAAAAACGCGUUGAGAAGCUGCAAGAGCAUAUUCGCAACAGCGAAGCCAUGCUUGAGGAGCAAAAGAGGAUGCAACGAGAUUUGCAAAAUGACGUCGGCUCUUCAAAGAACAAGGUCGAAGACAUUCAAACGGAUCUGGAAGAAGUUCUUCGAGAACUUGGGGAUGCUCGAGUGGACAAACACGAAGACACGAGGCGCCGGAAGCGACAAGAAAUCGUUGAUAAUUUCAAGCGACUUUUUCCAGGUGUCUACGAUCGGAUGAUCAACAUGUGUCAGCCCAUCCACAAACGCUACAACAUCGCUGUAACAAAAGUUUUGGGUAGGAACAUGGAAGCAAUCGUUGUCGAUACAGAGAAAACUGCAAGACAGUGUAUCCAGUAUCUGAAAGAACAAAUGUUGGACCCAGAGACUUUCCUCCCACUUGACUACAUCCAAGCCAAGCCCUUGAAGGAACGAUUAAGAAUCCUUGGGAAGGAUAAGAAUGUUCGUCUAUUGUACGACGUUUUGCAAUUCGAGCCUCCAGAUAUCAAACGAGCUGUAUUAUACGCCACCGUAAAUGCCUUGGUUUCUGAAACACCCGAGGAUGCGAAUCGUGUGGCUUACAGUUCUGAAGAUGGACAACGUUAUGAUGUGGUUGCGUUGGAUGGAACAUUCUAUCAAAAGUCGGGGAUCAUCUCAGGUGGUUCAUUAGAUCUGGCGCGCAAGGCGAAACGGUGGGACGAGAAACACAUGGCUAUACUGAAGCAGCGUAAAGAACGCUUACAGGACGAGCUUCGUGAAGCUCAGAAAAAUUCUCGCAAGGAAUCCGAGCUCAACACCGUUGAAUCUCAAAUUCGCGGUCUUGAGACACGCCUCCGUUACGCUCGCAGUGACAAGGAGAACACGGAGGCGAAACAAAUCGCCAAGCUCCGGAAAGAAAUCUCGACUGUCGAAGAGCAACUCGAGCAGUUCCGGCCUCGAAUUGCCGAAAUUGAGACUCAGAUGCAGUCCCGCGACCAACACUUGCAAGAGGUCAAGGAGAAGAUGAAUCAAGUAGAAGACGUGGUUUUCAAGGCCUUCUGCAAGCAAAUUGGAGUCGAUAACAUUCGUCAGUACGAGGAACGAGAACUCAGGCUGCAACAGGAUCGAGCGAAGAAGCGCCUCGAAUUCGAGAACCAGAAGAAUCGGAUUCUCAAUCAGCUCGAGUUCGAGAAGUCCCGUGACACUCAAAGUAACGUUCUGCGCUGGGAAAGAGCUGUUCAAGACGAUGAAGAUACUCUCGAUGCUGCGAAGCAAGCCGAGCAGAAGCAGCUCAAGGAAAUUGACGCCUUCGUCCGCGAAGUUGAGUCUGCCAAGAAUGAGCGUAUCAUGAAGAAAUCCGAAGUGGAUGCGUUCGACGACAAGGUCGCCAAAUUGCGCAAAGAGAGCACAAACAUUGCCAAAGAAGUUCAAUCGCUGCAAAAGCAAUUGAACGCUUUGGAGAAUAAGCUGGAUCAGAAGCGUGCCGAACGUCAUUCUUUGCUGAAAAGCUGCAAAAUGGACGGCAUUGCUAUCCCCAUGACUCGCGGGACGAUCGAUGAUGUGGACGGUGGUUCAGAAACGACUCACAUGGACACGACGGAACAGCCUUCGCAGUCACAGUCGCGAUCCAGUCGUUCCUCGCAAAACACGGAGUCCUCGUCUAUCGACAUGACCUCGUCACAACCAAGCCAGGUCCUUUAUGCAAAGGAAGCAAAAAUCGUCAUAAACUAUGAUCAUUUACCGGAUCAGUACAAAGACCUUGAUGACGACAGCGAUAUCAAUAAGAGCGAAAAAGCCAUGUCGAAGGAAAUUGCGGACCUUCAGAAAACUCUCGAUCGCAUCCAGGCCCCAAAUAUGAAGGCGAUGGCGAAAUUGGAUGCUGCCCGAGAAAAAUUCCAGGAAACUAACGAAGAAUUCGAAGCUGCGAGAAAGAAGGCGCGAAAGGCGAAGCAGGCGUUCGAGCGAGUAAAAAAGGAUCGAUUCGACAAGUUCAUGGAUUGUUUCGAGCACGUGAGCAACGAGAUUGAUCGAACAUACAAAAUGUUGGCGAGAAAUCAAGGGGCUCAGGCUUUCCUUGGACCGGAGAAUCCAGAAGAACCGUAUCUGGAUGGUAUUAAUUACAAUUGCGUCGCUCCAGGAAAACGAUUUCAACCGAUGUCGAACUUGUCUGGUGGAGAGAAGACUGUUGCUGCGCUUGCGCUUCUUUUCGCGAUUCACAGCUAUCAUCCCGCUCCAUUUUUUGUUUUGGAUGAGAUUGAUGCUGCACUGGACAACACUAAUAUCGGCAAAGUCGCUUCUUUCAUUCGGAGUCAAACUGCCACUGAGCUGCAGUGCGUCGUUAUUUCACUCAAGGAAGAAUUUUAUUCGAGAUCCGAAGCGCUCAUCGGCAUUACUGCUGAGGGUGGAGAGUGUUUGGUAAGCAAAGUUCUGACACUGACGCUGACCGAUUUCCCUGAUCACAAGAUGGAGGGCGAAGCACAAGAAGAAUUGAGAUUUCAGAUGUCAUCGCUGGCAGGAUUGGAUGCGGUUGCCUAA
Molecule: messenger RNA, 3896 nt
Organism: Notodromas monacha
Lineage: Eukaryota; Metazoa; Arthropoda; Ostracoda; Podocopida; Cyprididae
Source: the annotation of a GenBank genome assembly